Molecule: messenger RNA, 561 nt
Organism: Panicum virgatum (switchgrass)
Lineage: Eukaryota; Viridiplantae; Streptophyta; Magnoliopsida; Poales; Poaceae
Exons: 1
Coding region: 1-561 (186 amino acids)
Biological process (GO): DNA integration
Molecular function (GO): nucleic acid binding
Source: RefSeq, a predicted model, not a curated record
AUGAUUGACCCAUUCAAGAAAGCUCAAGGAGGAUACACUCACAUGCUGGUUGCCAUUGACAAAUUCACGAAGUGGAUCGAGUACAAGCCAAUUGCUUUCUUGACCUCCGCCAAAGCUGUGGAGUUCAUCCAGGAGAUCAUAUUCCGCAUCGAGAUUCCUAAUAGUAUCAUCACAGACCUGGGUUCCAAUUUCACUGGCGAUGAGUUCUUUACCUUCUGCGAGAAAUGGUCCAUCCUUGUCAAGUAUGUCUCAGUGGCACACCCAAGAGCUAACGGUCAGGUCAAGCAGGCUAAUGGCAUGAUUCUUGAUGCCCUAAAGAAGAAGAUCUUCGCCAAGAAUGAGAAGCUCGCCGGCAAGUGGAUCAGGGAACUUCCAUACAUAGUCUGGAGCCUCAGAACUCAGCCCAGCAGGGCAUUCAACGGGAACACUCCAUUCUUCAUGGUCUAUGGCUUAGAGGCUAUGCUACCAUCCGACUUAGCUUUUGGAGCUCCCAGACUCAUGUUCAACGAUAUAGCCAGAGCAGAAGCAACUUGGCUGCAACAGAUCGAUUUACUCGCAUAA